AUGGCCGCCAUCCACACCGUCUCCGCCAACCAGCUCCCCGUUGCCAUCGAGUGCAACGACGGCCGCCUGCUCUUCGUCAACGUGGCGCGCGACGCCACCGUGGCCGGCCUGGAGGACACCGUGCGCGCCGCCCUCAACGGCAAGAAGCUCUCGCUCAUCAUCGACGGCUGCACGCCCGCCGCCGGCACCACCCUGCGCGACAUCCACGAGAGCUGCAAGCGCGCCGACGGCUUCCUGUACGUGGCGGUGCGCGCGGAGAGGGCCAUGGGCGGGAUGGUGACGCCGUGCUUCGCGUGGGACGGCCCGUACGACCUGUAG
This is a messenger RNA of Leptomonas pyrrhocoris, 318 nucleotides long. RefSeq names its product ATG8/AUT7/APG8/PAZ2 putative (ATG8B.9). Bases 1 to 318 code for a protein of 105 amino acids. NCBI's taxonomy places the organism in Eukaryota, Euglenozoa, Kinetoplastea, Trypanosomatida, Trypanosomatidae. The transcript has a single exon. The record is from RefSeq and is a predicted model, not a curated record.